CCCGCACCAGGGAGGGGACAGUUAGAGGUUCGUUGGGUAAGGAGUAGGGCGUAUAUAGGUUGCCUGUUCAGAGCGGAAGUGGUUUUAAAGGAUCUAGUUCUGAAAGCGUAAGAGGAAAUGGCCCGUACCAAGCAGACUGCCCGUAAAUCCACUGGUGGCAAAGCUCCACGUAAACAGCUGGCUACCAAAGCUGCUAGGAAAAGUGCUCCCUCUACUGGUGGAGUCAAGAAACCUCAUCGCUACAGGCCUGGUACUGUGGCACUGCGAGAGAUUCGUCGUUAUCAAAAGUCCACAGAACUUUUGAUUCGUAAGCUUCCAUUCCAGAGGCUGGUAAGGGAGAUUGCCCAAGACUUUAAGACAGACUUGAGGUUCCAGAGUGCAGCCAUUGGUGCACUGCAGGAGGCUAGUGAAGCAUAUCUGGUGGGUCUCUUUGAAGACACAAACCUGUGUGCCAUCCAUGCCAAGAGAGUCACCAUCAUGCCCAAAGACAUCCAGUUGGCUCGUAGGAUACGGGGGGAGAGGGCUUAAGAGGAGGCAGUUUUUAUGGUGUUUUGUAGUAAAUUCUGUAAAAUACUUUGGUUUUGUGACUUUUUUGUAUGGAAAUGUUUAUAAUAUGUUACAUUUGUACUUAAGUCAUUCCAUCUUUCACUCAGGAUGAAUGCUAAAAAUGACUGUUCACAUAAAAACUCAGUGAUGUGAGCCUUGUUGCUCAACAGUGACAAGUUGCUAAUAUGCAGAAGGGAUGGGUGAUCUUUCUUGCUUUUCAUGCAUGUUUCUGUAUGUUAAUGACUUGUUGGGUAGCUAAAAUUGUAAGGUACUAGAAUUGAUAUAAGUGUGUACAGGGUCUUUUUGCAAUAAAACUGGUUAUAACUUGAUCCAAGUGUUUAACAAUUGGGGCUGUUAAGUCUGACCAUACAUCACUGUGAUAGAACGUGGACUUUCAAAAGGGUAAAACUACAAGUCUUAACCACAGUGUAACUUACAGUUUCCUAAAAACGUAAACCUGGCAGCUAUAGAAUACACUAUGUGCAUUUAUAAUAGCUAUUUUAUAUAUUGUAGUGUCAACAUUUUUAAAUUAAAUGUUUUACAUUCACCGAAAGAGUCUUGUCAUUGUUGUAGGGAAGGUAGUAUUGCCUUACACUAUCCCUGCUGAAAUCAAGUUAAGCCUGUUUCUUGCUUGGUGUACAACCCUGAUUACAGCAAGCUACCGUAGUUAUGUAAUUGCUUGCUAAGUUUGGAAAAUAGGUUUGCCGUUUUUUCACUUCUAACUUACUCAACCAGACCAUGGUCAAAUGGUAUUUCUAGGCCUAAUUGGGCGACAAAAGUAGAUGAAACUUGGCAUAGGCCUGACAUCCUAGCCUUGCUGCCUUUAAAUACAGGCUUCUUCAGGCACCCUGCUUGUUUUGAACCAGCUUGAGUGUUCUUGCAUUGUUUAUUUUGAAAUGGUGAACACGCUGCCUACUGGCCAGAGUUAAAACAACUUACACUAUAAUUAAAACAGACAAUCAGGUUGUGGAAAUAUUUCUCAUCCAGGUUGCUAGUCAUAGCACCUGGCAGCAGAUAAAAAGUUAAUCAAGGAUUUUUUGGGGGGGAGAUACAUGAGUGUAUAUACAAAGUGUUCUGCAGAUUCUUAUUUCUGGUUUCUUUAAGCAAUGUAAGCAGAAAACUAGUAAACUGAAAAACUGAACUGUCUUGUCAUACAGCAAGUUAUGCUUGAGUCAUUACAUUGAAUUUGUCUUUUUUUUAAUGUAGAAGCUUUGAUUAAUACAAAUAUACAAAUC
Molecule: messenger RNA, 1781 nt
Organism: Rhineura floridana
Lineage: Eukaryota; Metazoa; Chordata; Lepidosauria; Squamata; Rhineuridae
Product: histone H3.3A
Exons: 4
Coding region: 118-528 (136 amino acids)
Cellular component (GO): nucleosome
Molecular function (GO): DNA binding; protein heterodimerization activity; structural constituent of chromatin
Source: RefSeq, a predicted model, not a curated record